This is a messenger RNA of Diutina rugosa, 1038 nucleotides long. Its product is annotated as ketoreductase. The coding region runs from base 1 to 1038 and encodes 345 amino acids. Gene Ontology annotation, cellular component: endoplasmic reticulum. Lineage: Eukaryota; Fungi; Ascomycota; Pichiomycetes; Serinales; Debaryomycetaceae. The transcript has a single exon. Gene Ontology annotation, biological process: fatty acid elongation. Gene Ontology annotation, molecular function: ketoreductase activity. The record is from RefSeq and is a predicted model, not a curated record.
AUGUUGCAAGUCAUUGAUCAAUUGCUGGACUCGCCAAUUGUGCGGGCCGCUUUGUACGCGUCCCUUUUGUUUGGGGCGGUGAAGCUCACCACGUUCCUGCUUUCCUUAUUGGCAUUGGUGUUUGACUUGUUUAUCUUGCCUGCUACCGACUUCAACAAGUAUGGUGCCAAGAAGGGUCUGUGGGCGGUGGUCACGGGUGCUCUGGAUGGCAUUGGUAAGGAAUACGCCACGCAAUUGGCGGCGAAAGGCUUCAACAUUGUGCUUGCUUCGCGGACGUUGUCUAAACUUGAAUUGCUCGCCACUGAAAUUGAACUGAAGCACAAGGUCAGCAUCAAGGUCUUGGCAUUUGACGUGUCCACCGAUGCUGAAGACAAUUACUUGAGACUCGCCGAAACCAUCAAGGACCUUGAUGUCACCAUCUUGAUCAACAACGUUGGUCAAUCGCACUCGAUCCCGGUACCGUUUUUGGAAACUGGGGAGAAGGAAAUGACAGACAUCAUCACCAUCAAUAAUACCGCCACCCUCAAGAUCACGCAAAUUGUCGCUCCUCAAAUUCUUAAAACUGUGGAAAAGAGCCACAAGAAGGUGAGAGGGUUGAUUUUAACCAUGGGAUCGUUCGGUGGGUUAUUGCCCACCCCUUACUUGGCGGUGUACUCUGGUUCUAAGGCCUUCCUUCAGGCUUGGCUGGCGGCUUUGGCAGGCGAAUUGGCGCCCAAGGGUAUCGAUGUGGAAUUGGUGAUUUCGUACUUGGUGACUUCGGCGAUGUCGAAGAUCCGCAGAACUUCGGCCACUAUUCCUAACCCUAAGCAAUUUGUCAGACUGGUGUUACGUGGUGUGGGGCGUAGAAACGGUGCUCAAGAACGUUAUGCUACCCUGACUCCCUACUGGUCUCACGCAAUUAUGCACUUCGCGAUUGAAAACACGGUGGGGGUGUACUCGAAGUUCGCUAACAAAAUGAACUUUGACAUGCACAAGUCUAUCCGUACCAGAGCGUUGAAAAAGGCCGAAAGACAAAAGCAUCAACAAAAGCAGCAGUGA